Messenger RNA from Abrus precatorius (Indian licorice), 3651 nucleotides. Its product is annotated as auxilin-related protein 2-like. Bases 323 to 3094 code for a protein of 923 amino acids. Gene Ontology annotation, biological process: clathrin-dependent endocytosis; clathrin coat disassembly. Gene Ontology annotation, molecular function: clathrin binding. Lineage: Eukaryota; Viridiplantae; Streptophyta; Magnoliopsida; Fabales; Fabaceae. The record is from RefSeq and is a predicted model, not a curated record. Gene Ontology annotation, cellular component: intracellular membrane-bounded organelle; vesicle; cytoplasm. The transcript has 8 exons.
AUACAUGAUAAACUUGCUAUUUCUUCCGUAAGGCAAAGCAAGUUGACACAGAGCGAGACGGAACAAGUGAAAGAAAAGGUAAUAAGGCCUAACCAGUGAGUACUAACCACCAAGUAGAAGAACAAGGAACCGAAAAAAAAAAGGGAAAAGGAAAAGCAAGAAAAAAGAGAAGAAAAUUAAAGUGAAGCACAGGUCAGAUUCUACCGUUCCUUGUAUCCUCUGACGGUCUUCCCUCACCGCCAUCUCCACCGUACACGGAGGAUACCACCGCACACCGGAUCUCUCUCUCUCUCUCUGGACUCUUUCUCUGCCAUUCCUCACCAUGAACGAUUUCGACGGCCUCUUAACUACCGAUUUCGGGUUCAAACCCCAAGGCAAAGCAGCCCCAAUGGCUGCAUCCAAACCCCAAUCGUCUUCUCUCAACUUCGAUUUAGGUUCCCGAUCCACUCGCUCCUUCAACGAUUCUGUUAACGCCGCUUCCUUCGACGAUCUGUUCGGUGCGCACGCCAAAUCGGACUCAUCCUUCAAUUUGGACUCUAUGUUUCGUGCCUCCUCGGAUUUCGCUUCCAAGUCUGUUAACUUGCCGGUGAACGAUAAACCGGUCUUCGACAAACCGGUCUACGACGACGACGAUAUCUUUGACGGCGUUCCCGGUCUCAAGAGCUCCUCCUCAAAGGUCUCUUACGACAGCGUUUUCGCUGCGGGAGGGAGCAACGCCGCGUUCGACGAUCUUCUCGGCGGGUUCGGUAAGUCGAAGAAAUCGGAGGAGGAGAAAGGUGUCGCUGAUUUUGACGAUUUGAUCCCUGGAUUCGGGAGCAGUAAGCCUUCAGCUGACAGGACGACUCCUGAUAUUGAUUUGUCAUCAGAACCUACUGUUAGUGCAUCUAAAUCAGCUUCCAGUGCUACAGAAGACCCUUUCAAAGUAUUUGAAUCAACCUCAGCCCCAGUGGAUUCUUCCUCAGGCUACUUGACAGACCCAUUGGAAGAAAUUAGUAAAUUCACUAGCUCUAGAAGCCCAAAAAAUGAAAGUUCAUCAAAUUCUAAUGGUGGAGUUUAUGAUGAUAUUGAUCCCUUUGGUGGACUUGGAAAUUCUGUACCUGCAUUCUCAGCAGAGAGAAAUAGCAGCAAGCGUAGUAACUCCCCAACGCCAAGGUCAAACGCAAGUUCAAGCUGGAGCAGAGAUAAAGAAUCAAAUGACAAAGCGUCUGUGAGGAGUCCUGAGAGACGGACACAAAGCAAGAUUCCUGUUGACCGUGAUCAGGGAUUUCAUCAGGCUGCAUUUGACAUGCCUACAUAUUCAUCUGACUCUUACAAACCAGUUGGCCAAAGGUCUACUUCCCCCUUAUAUGACAAUGAUGGUUUUAAACAGGCCAAUUCACAGGCAGAUAUGUCUCCAAAAUAUGAAGAAAAAUUUGAAUCAAAUGAUGAUAUAUGGUUGACAGUAUCAGAGAUUCCUCUUUUCACACAACCAACUGCUGCUCCACCACCUUCGAGACCUCCUCCUCCUCGACCAGUACAUAUCCCCAAGUCAGGAACAGUUUUGCCAGCUUCUGCCAAUGCCAGAAUGAAGGCUAAUGAAUAUUCUUUUUCAAGUUCCACUCAAUUUUCUCAGGGUCCUAAUUCUGCCCCUGCUGCGGCAAAGUUUUCUUCAUCUCAGUUUGAUGAACUUGAAGAUUUUGCCAUGGGCAGGAGUCGUGGUAAUGAUGAUGAACGUGGAAAUGUUCUUUCUGAUGAAGAAUUAGAGAUGAACUCAGCUGCUGCAGCUAUGAAAGAGGCUAUGGAUAGAGCUGAAGCUAAAUUUAGGCAUGCUAAGGAAGUUAGGGAGAGAGAGAAUACAAAAACUGGUAAGAGCAAAGAUCCCAUGCAAUUUGAAAAAGAUGAGAGAACUGUAUCAGAGGAUAGAGGAAAACAGGAAAGGUUGGACCAUGAACGGCAGCAAAAGGAGAGAGAGGAAAAGGAGCAAAGAAGACGUGAGAAGGAAAAGGAGGAGAAAGAAAGAGAGCAACAGAGACUUGAGAGGGAAAGAGAAAGGGCAAGACAGGCUGUAGAAAGAGCUACUAGAGAAGCACGGGAAAGAGCAGCUGCUGAAGCUCGCCAAAGAGCUGAGAGGGCUGCUGUUGAGAAAGCUAAUGCAGAAGCUAGAGAGCGUGCAGAAAGGGCCGCAGUUCAGAGGGCACAGGCUGAAGCCCGUGAAAGGGCUGCUGCUGAAGCAAAGGAAAGGGCCGAAAAGGCCGCUGCAGAGGCAAAAGAGAGGGAAGCACGGGGAAGAGCUGCAGCUGCAAGAGCUGAAGCUGAAGCUGAAGCGAGAGUCAAAGCAGAACGUGCUGCUGUAGAAAGGGCUGCUGCGGAGGCUCGAGAAAGAGCUGCAGCAGAGGCCCGAGAAAGAGCUGCAGCUGCUGCAAGGAUGAACCAACAACAGAAUGAGAAUGAUCUCGAAUCGUUCUUCAGCAUGGGUGCACGAGCAAGCAGUGCUCCAAGGCCUCCUCGACCUAGCUCUUCGGACUCUGUAUUUGAUGCCCAAUUUCAGUCAGAUGUGACCCGGAAAUCUACAAGUGUAUCUUCAAGCAUGAAGAAAGCAUCAUCAACCACUAAUAUAGUGGACGAUCUUUCCUCGAUUUUUGGAGCUGCUCCAUCAUCCGGAGAGUUUCAGGAAGUUGAAGGGGAAAGUGAAGAAAGACGAAGAGCCAGGCUGGACCGCCACCAGAGGGCUCAGGAGCGUGCGGCAAAGGCAUUGGCUGAGAAGAAUCAACGGGACCUACAAACUCAAAGAGAACAAGCUGAGAGACACAGGCUUGCUGAAACACUGGAUUUUGAAAUUAAGCGCUGGGCUGCAGGGAAAGAGGGCAACUUGCGUGCUUUACUAUCCACCUUGCAAUAUGUGCUGUGGCCUGAAUGUGGUUGGCAGCCAGUUUCUUUGACUGAUUUGAUUACAGCUGCUGCUGUUAAAAAGGCUUAUAGGAAAGCUACAUUGUGCAUUCAUCCUGAUAAAGUACAGCAAAAGGGUGCAACUCUUCAACAGAAAUAUGUUGCUGAGAAGGUGUUUGAUCUCCUCAAGGAAGCAUGGAAUAAGUUCAAUUCAGAGGAGCUUUUCUAAUUUCAGACGAACUUAACUACUUCAAGGUAGUUUUGCUCUGCCCUUUCUGUUGAGAGGGAACCACAACCGUGUUUCAGCAGCCUCCACUGCAUAUUUGUUUCGAUUCAAGUUAUAUUGCAUCGAUGGUCAGAAAAUUGAUUUCAUGUGUGGCGUCAGGAUGCCCAAAGGUCACACUGGGGAGUAAUCUUUGGUGUAAUCGGUGGGGUGGUGUUGGGUUUAUGCCCAUGCUUAAUGAAUGUAACAUGUUUUUUUUGUAAAAAUAUCUUUUUGUGGGCAUCUGUCAAUUUAAUUCAUUAUUUCUGUCUAGUGAGUGCUCAUGAGCGGUUUGUUUUCUGUUUUUUUUUUCCAAUUUUAUUACUUGUGAUUUAGUAUAGGUUCCUGAAUAUAUAUUAUACCAUAUUGUGAUUGACAUCAAAAUGUGGGAACGUGCCAUGGACCUCCUCCGCACAAUUUCAAACGCGCAUUAAAUCUAAAAUUGUUUUGCCUUCUGUGGUUUUUAUUCGACCAUGUUAGACAAACUUUCAUGUUACUGGGAUAAAGUUUGAAGUUCAUAACUG